ACUGUUGUGCUGAACCACUCAAUCUUCUCACCUCCAAAGGGUUACCCUUCCCAUACUCCUUGUCUCUGCCCCCAUCCUCUCAUCACCUCUCCGCACCACUCUCCCGAUCGAAGACUGGAGUAUAGAGAGGAUGGAGGGACUACUGAACCAGUGGCUAUGGCAACCGGAGUACUGGCUGCCCCCUGGUAUUACGUGGAAAGACAUGAGGAUGGAUGAGGAGAUGGAGAAGGGCAGUCGGUACCCUCUGCCCCGUGACCUGCUUCUCACUCUGCCUCUGGCACUUUGCUUCAUUGCCCUCCGUUAUGUCUUUGAAAGGGUCAUAGCCCUGCCACUUAGCAGACGUCUUGGAGUCCGGGACAGGGUGCGGGUACGAGUUGCCUUUAUCCCAAAGCUGGAGGCUUUAUACCUAAAGAAAAGAAAGCAGCAGCCUUCACAGAGCGACAUUCUUGGCCUGGAGAAGCGGUGCAGUCUAACUCGGAGGCAAAUUGAGACAUGGUUCCGCCAUCGUCGCAACCAGGAUAAGCCAAGCAGUACCAAGAAGUUUUGUGAGGCUUCGUGGAGGUUUGUCUUCUACCUCACAGCGUUCUCAGCAGGCAUUGCUUCCCUUAUAGAUACCCCCUGGUUUUGGGACCUCAGGGAGUGCUGGCAAGGAUACCCCAAACAGACAGUUGCUGAGGCCCACUACUGGUAUUACAUCCUGGAGCUGGGUUUCUACUGGUCCCUGCUGCUUUGUGUGUCUGUGGAUGUGAAGAGGAAGGAUUUUAAGGAGCAGAUUAUUCACCAUAUAGCCACCAUCUUCCUCAUUGGCUUCUCCUACUGUGCUAACUAUGUGCGUGUGGGGACUCUGGUCAUGCUAGUCCAUGAUUCUUCAGACUUCCUCCUAGAGUCCGCUAAGAUGUUCAACUACUCUGGAUGGAGAAAGACAUGUGAUGUGCUCUUUGUCAUGUUUGCUGUGGUGUUCUUGGUGACUCGCCUGGUGGUUUUUCCAAGCAGAAUUGUCUAUACAACACUCGUGGAUUCUCUAGAUUUUUUCAAACCAUGUUUUGGCUAUUACUUCUUAAACACCCUUCUCCUGGUGCUACAAGCACUGCAUAUCUUCUGGGCCUGGCUGAUCCUGCGCAUGGUCUACAAGUUUGUCUUCCUGGGCAAGGUGGAACGUGACGAGCGUAGCGAUGAAGAAAGUGAAAUUGAGGAAGAGAAGGAGGAGGAGGAGUGUAGCUGGGAACAAAAGAAAGGCACUCUGAACUCUAAACUCGCCUCACUAGCCAACAACUGUGUCCUCAACAACUUAACCCAUCAAAGAAGACAUAUGAGUUACCGGAUGGCCAAUACCAGAUAGUACUGUUCUUACAUCCUCAGAGGUCAAACAACAGGCUGAUAUGUAUUACAUUUAUUUCCACGAGUUUACUAUAAAUAUGUGGUUUUACUACUGAGGUCCACUCAUAAUUUCAUGUUAGUUCAUAGUUAUAUUGAGAAAUGACACAAAAGGUGUGUGCUAAUUGUGUCAUAGACUGUUCGUUUUCUCUCCACUGUUUCAGCCAUGUUUGAUUUGUUAAAAAAUGACAGAAUAGGAGACGGGGUAGGAAUAUCACUUUAGUUUCACUUCCUGUUAACGGUAAUUUCACUGGGACUCCUCAUCUUAGUAAUUACUUGCCUUCAUUUGCCAGUCAAGACAUAUAAAUGUUUUUGAAAUGUAAGAGGAAUGUAAAAAUGUAGUUAAAUGCAAAAAAACAAAAUGUAAACAAAACUUUUUUUUAAGGAUUGUACACAUACAUUAUGAGAGUGUUGGUGACAGGCAGAUUUGAAACAACUGGAAGUUGUUUGGUAACUGUGAAUAAAAAAUUAAUAAUUAUUUAAAUAAAAUAAACUUGUGUUGA
Messenger RNA from Clupea harengus (Atlantic herring), 1877 nucleotides. It is a transcript of the gene cers4a, whose product is annotated as ceramide synthase 4a. The record is from RefSeq and is a predicted model, not a curated record. Lineage: Eukaryota; Metazoa; Chordata; Actinopteri; Clupeiformes; Clupeidae. Gene Ontology annotation, molecular function: DNA binding; sphingosine N-acyltransferase activity. Gene Ontology annotation, cellular component: membrane. Gene Ontology annotation, biological process: ceramide biosynthetic process.